Molecule: messenger RNA, 1392 nt
Organism: Aspergillus alliaceus
Lineage: Eukaryota; Fungi; Ascomycota; Eurotiomycetes; Eurotiales; Aspergillaceae
Gene: nuf2
Product: kinetochore-associated Ndc80 complex subunit NUF2
Exons: 4
Coding region: 1-1392 (463 amino acids)
Biological process (GO): mitotic spindle organization; attachment of mitotic spindle microtubules to kinetochore; kinetochore organization
Cellular component (GO): kinetochore; Ndc80 complex
Molecular function (GO): protein-containing complex binding
Source: RefSeq, a predicted model, not a curated record
AUGGCGUAUCAUCACCGAAUGAGCCAGCAAUUCCAUAGCUCCCAACAGCAUCACGGUAGAGGGCGCAAGAAGGAAGAUGAGAACGAUGCGUUAAUGCGCCUGCCCGAUAAAGAGAUCGCAGGAUGUAUCAACGAUAUUGGCAUACCCUUCACUUCUGCAGACCUGAUCAAGCCCAACCCACAACAGAUUCAAAUGGUAUUCGAAUGGUUCGCUGAGCUUCUCAUGAACCUCACCCGUGAAGCGGUCGAACCCGCGAUGCGCGCAGCGGCAGACGAUAUUGGCGGCGACUUUCCCGAUAUUGUUCCAACCGAUACAAGGAACCUUAUGGGUUUCUUUGUCAGUUUAAGAAAGCUUCUAAUGGAGUGCGGGGUCAACGAUUUCACAUUUACAGACCUUACCAAGCCUACGCACGAUCGCCUGGUUAAAAUAUUCUCUUAUCUUAUCAAUUUUGUCCGAUUUCGCGAGUCUCAAACGGCCGUCAUUGAUGAGCAUUUCAACAAGUCAGAAAAGACCAAGUCACGGAUCGAUGCCCUAUAUGCAGAGAAUCAAGAAAUGGAACAGCGCCUUGAAGAAAUGCGCCGGAACCUAAGGGCUAACGAGGCCCAGGUGAAGGAUAAAGUCAGACGAAAUGACGAGCUUAAAGCGCGACUGCUCGAAUUGAGACGAAACCAGGAGCGGGUUGCUGAAACACUUGAACGAGUCAAGGCAGAUAAAGCCCGACGACAAACGCAAUUGGAGGAGAAGACAGAGAAAGUGGUGCGCACCCGACAAGAAGUCGAAAAGCUUCGACCCUACGCGAUGGAAAGCCCGGCCAAUCUUCAGGCAUCCCUAACCGAGCUAUCGGAGAAUCUACUACGAGAGAAGGCUCAGAUUGAUGCAAUGGAAAAAAGGGCGAGAGCACUUCAAACUUCGUCGGAUACAUUUACUGUCGUCAGCAAUGAUGUCCAGGCUUGUGUCAAACUUCUUGAAGACAUCUCUGUGGAGUUGCAGAAGGAAGAGGACGAAGAAGCACGAGCAUCUCGGAACAAGGAAGCGAUCUCGGAAAGAGGUAACAGCGUGAGAGAAGUGGAACAAACAGAAAAAUUACUCCAGCGACAGCUAGCAAGGUGGAAUGAAAGAAUCGAAGCUUUGCGUAAGAACGCGCAAGAGAAGGCAGAGGCAGCGCAAGCUAGAAUGAAGGAACUUCGAGAGGUCCAGAAUCAGCUUCGUGAAGAGCGUGCAGAAAAGCAGCGUGACAUGGAGAGAAGGAGGAUCAGAAUCGAGCAAACCGAGAAAAAGAUGGUGGACCUUAAGGAAAACAUCGAAAGCGAGAUCCAAAGCGCCCAUGAUGAAUAUCUGAGGUUGGAAUCGCAUAUCAAACUCUAUAUCACAGAGAUGGAAAAGUGUAUAUGA